Molecule: messenger RNA, 1302 nt
Organism: Microthlaspi erraticum
Lineage: Eukaryota; Viridiplantae; Streptophyta; Magnoliopsida; Brassicales; Brassicaceae
Source: the annotation of a GenBank genome assembly
AUGGACUCAGACCCAUAUUCGGUACACUCAUCGUUUAGGUUUAGUCUUUGCUCGCAACUAGAGCUUGAGAAGAUGAAAAAGGAGGAACCUUCUUCGUCGUCUUCUUGUCAGAAUUUUCCGGUGUCUGAAAGAUCGGCGACGGUUCUCCUAGUGAAUCUUGAGAAUGAUACAGAGAAAUCGACGGAGGAGAUGAAUUGGUCAAAGUCUCUUUCGCUUGAGAAAGGUAUUUCUCCGGUAGCUAAUACUUUGGUCAGGUUUAGUUACAGCGAAAUCGUCACCGCCACUCGCAAUUUCUCAAAAGGGAGAGUGUUGGGAAGAGGAGCUUGCAGCUACGUGUUUAGGGGCAAAAUGGGGUUUUGGCGUAAAGCAUUGGCUAUUAAGAGACUUGACAAGGAAGAUAAAGAAACUCCAAAGUCGUUCUGUAGAGAGUUGAUGAUUGCAAGCUCUCUUCAACACCAAAACAUUGUGCCUCUUCUAGGGUUUUGUAUCGAUCAAGAACAAGGGCUUUUCUUGGUGUACAAGUAUGUCUCUGGUGGUAGCCUUGAACACUAUUUACACGAUAAGAACACCUCGUUGUGCCUUCCUUGGUCCGCAAGGUACAAGAUUGCCUUAGGCAUUGCAGAUGCUAUAGCCUAUUUACAUAGUGGCACCGAUCAAUGUGUUGUGCAUAGAGACAUUAAACCUUCCAACAUUCUUCUUUCAUCAAACAAAAAGCCAAAGUUGUGUGAUUUCGGGUUAGCGACUUGGACAGCUGCGCCAUCGGUUUCUUUCCUCUGUAAGACCGUGAAAGGAACAUUUGGCUAUCUAGCUCCUGAGUAUUUCCAACACGGCAAGAUAUCUGACAAGACCGAUGUUUACGCGUUCGGAGUCGUGUUGCUUGAGUUAAUAACAGGUCGUAAACCAAUUGAAGCAAGAAGACCAUCUGGUGAACAAAAUUUGGUAGUUUGGGCGAAACCAUUGUUGCAUAGAGGAAUGGAAGCUAUGGAGGAGUUGAUUGAUCCAACGAUGAAAUGUAAAAGAAGAAACUCAGUUUCGAUAGAUCGAAUGAUUCGAGCUGCAGAAGCUUGUGUGAUCAAUGAGGAGUCUCGUAGACCUGUGAUGAAGGAGAUUCUUUCAAUCUUGAAAGGUGAUGAAGUGAAAACACUAGAGCUAAUGACGAUUUCGAGUCGGAAGAAAUCGAAGAAUCUUUCGGGUUUAAUCGACUGUUAUCCGCAGUUGCAACGAACAAAAUCUGAGAUGAAGAGUCAUCUUGCUCUUGCCAUGCUUGGAGUAACGGAGUUUGAAGAGUAUGAUUGUUUCUAG